Ramularia collo-cygni is the source of this 1038-nucleotide messenger RNA. RefSeq lists its product as uncharacterized. Lineage: Eukaryota; Fungi; Ascomycota; Dothideomycetes; Mycosphaerellales; Mycosphaerellaceae. The record is from RefSeq and is a predicted model, not a curated record. Bases 1 to 1038 code for a protein of 345 amino acids. The transcript has a single exon.
AUGGAAUCAGCUGUCACCGCCAUGUCCGCCCUCUCCCUCUCCGACCUUCGCGCCGCGGUCGCAAAGAUGCCACAAGAGCUCUACGACCAGAUCAAGAAUGAGGUCUUCACCGCCAAGCCUGGCGUUGUCUACUUUACUGCGCCAAACAUACACUACUCCGCGGAGCUCCCAGCCAAUUCCUCUCACUACGAUCCCAAGCUGUUGCACGUCGAUCACGCCACCCGCGAGAUGUACGCUCGGAGCUAUUAUGGCGAAGGAAUGCAGUUCUGGUUCGAGUAUAUCAAAUCCAUUGAUGCCCAGCCCCACGCGAACUGGCUGUGCAUGCUCGGCCACGCUCACCGCGCGUAUCUCCCCACUGUAAUUCUGCUGAAUCCGGGAGCGGUGUCUUUACCCCCCCAAAUCAUUGCUAGGUGCGCCAGAGCGAGUCUAACAGUGUUGGCUGGUCUUCCAGUGGCGAAUGCCAAGAACCUGUUCGUACGGGUGCAUGGGGAGAUCUUUGGGAACGAGGCGAAGUACGUCGCAAAGAGAUAUGGUGGAUUCAAGUGGGAGGUCCAGUGGCCGGAUGAGAUGAGCCAGGAGGACAUCUCUCGAGUGUAUGCCUUGGAGCGGGCUGAGGUGGAUCGUGUGAUGAACGAUAGGCACCUGGAAGACAUCGAGACUGCAGAAGCAAGUGGAGAUGCGGGAGCGCACGAGGCGGAGACGGACCGCGGUGGCAGCGAGCAAGGCGAUGAGCCCGAUAGAGAUGAAACCAUUGAGGAUAGCGGAGCGGCCGGCGACGGUGGAGAAGAGGGGGGAGACGGCGGAGACGACGCGAAGAAAGGUGGAAGUGGUGAGGACGACGGCGAAGACCACGCGAAGAAGGGUGGAAGCGGUGAGGCUGGCGGCGAGGAUGAUGAGACUGACGGCGAGGAUGAUGAAGCUGACGGCGAUGAUGAUGGAACCGAUGGAAUGGGUGGAGUGUACGAUGCGGAAGGCGAGUGGGAAUAUGAUCUGGAAGAUCGCGACUUCGAAGACAUCGAGUUUGACAUCUACGAUUGA